Messenger RNA from Solanum tuberosum (potato), 984 nucleotides. RefSeq names its product F-box protein At5g07610-like. The transcript has a single exon. The coding region runs from base 1 to 984 and encodes 327 amino acids. Gene Ontology annotation, molecular function: protein binding. Lineage: Eukaryota; Viridiplantae; Streptophyta; Magnoliopsida; Solanales; Solanaceae. The record is from RefSeq and is a predicted model, not a curated record.
AUGUCUUAUAGUGCUGAAAAAAUUGAAGGUAGUGAUGAUCUUUUAACCAAGAUUUUACUACUCCUUCCUGCAAGGCCUCUUUUCAGGUUCAAACUUGUUUCGAAACGCUGGAGUUCUCUCGUGUCCAAUCCCCGUUUUUCUUCUCUCUGGAAGCCUCAAUCUUUCCCAACUCUACUCAUUCUACAGUCGCCUUUUCUCGAUUACCCUUGUUAUUACAUUCCUGAUAAAACAAAAUCUAAAGCUUCUAUUAGAUUCUUUGAUUUUAUAAUAAAAGAUGAUCCCUUUGAUGAUGUUGUAAUUUUGAAUUGUUGUGGUGGUUUACUUCUUUGUCGUAAGAGGCAAUUCGAUGAGUACAUUGUGUGUAAUCCAACUACAAAGGAAUUCCAUACUCUUCCGAGUCCAAAUGUGGGGUCACUAGACAUGAGUUUGGCCUUUGAUCAUUCGAUAUCGCCUCAUUACAAAGUUAUAAAUGUUGGGAUCCAAUUCUCGAGUAAUCCCAAAGAUAGUUUAUUUUAUUGUCUCCCUAUUGAAAUAUACUCUUCAGAUACCACCUCAUGGAGGCGAUCACGAGUCCAGUUUCCAAAAGCAUUUUUGAGCUAUUUGGGACAACGUAAGGGAGUUUUCUUCAAUGGAGCUAUCUUUUGGAUCUUUAAAGGGGUAAAUAGCUUUUGUUAUUUUGAUACUGAUAAGGAAAUUCUCCACUCUUAUCAAUUGCCUGAAAUGAAUGAGCAGUAUUACUGUGGAUGCGUCUGCGGGAAUUUACAUCUGGUUGGCUCUUCAGUCAGUGAUUCACAUCAUAUUGAUGUCUUUGUAUUGGAAAAUGACUACUCUUCUUGGAGCGCAAAGUAUUGCAUUGAUCGACAUGAACCAACUUCAUGUGCAAUUCGAGAAAUGAUUUGUAGUUCACCGGGACUUACUUCUCUUGAGUUUACGUUUAGUGUGCUUUCUCUUAUGACAAGUGAAAUAACAAGCUACCAUAUUUGA